AAGAAGGCCAAGACGGUAUGGGUGAAAUGCGCGGGCGAGGAGAAGGAACGGGCCUCUGUAAUGUUUUUAGGCGAUUUCACGGGCACCGAGAUCACACCAUCCGUUGUGUUCAAGACAAAGCCCUCUCAUAUACCGGAGCGCAGACAGAUGAACGACGAAUGCCUUCAUGAUUUUGGGAUAACCAUUCGGAGAAAAGCCCAUCCUGCACAAGUGGAAAAGGAAUUCAGGUAUGCGGUAAUAAAAAAGUAA
Molecule: messenger RNA, 249 nt
Organism: Phytophthora sojae
Lineage: Eukaryota; Oomycota; Peronosporomycetes; Peronosporales; Peronosporaceae
Exons: 1
Source: RefSeq, a predicted model, not a curated record